Neoarius graeffei (lesser salmon catfish) is the source of this 4857-nucleotide messenger RNA. It is a transcript of the gene myo1ca, whose product is annotated as myosin Ic, paralog a. Gene Ontology annotation, molecular function: actin filament binding; ATP binding; microfilament motor activity. The transcript has 32 exons. The record is from RefSeq and is a predicted model, not a curated record. Gene Ontology annotation, cellular component: cytoplasm; vesicle; microvillus. The coding region runs from base 665 to 3811 and encodes 1048 amino acids. Gene Ontology annotation, biological process: vesicle transport along actin filament; actin filament organization. NCBI's taxonomy places the organism in Eukaryota, Metazoa, Chordata, Actinopteri, Siluriformes, Ariidae.
AAGGGGAAAAAUGCUCUCAGGCAGAGUCAUGGGAUUUGUUCAGAUCUCUUGGACACACUCAUGGCUCUGGGAUGACGGCCACCGCAGACACUUGGUGGAUUUUUCCUGAAUCUGUUUUCAGUUCUUUUCUUCAUUUUUAACCCAUGCCCUUUUUCCUUUCCCUCUCUCUUUCUCUCUCUCUCUCUACGGAUGAAGUUUUUCUUUUUGGAUUUUCCCUGUUAUUUGUUGUUUGAGGAGUGACUCAUUCCAGCUAUUCUAACGUUCCAGGAGAGGGGGGAGAGAGAGAGAGAGGGAGAGAGAAGCAGAAAAGGGGAGCAGCGUAAUUGAAAUCCACUCAUUAUAGAGGCUUGUGUGCGUUACUGUGUUUUUCCGUCGAAGAGAGAGAGGGAACACGUUCAUGUUGACGAGAGGGGGUGGAUAGAGCACGUUCAAGCAAAAUGAAGGAUUCCUGCAAGUAGAAAAGUUGGUCAGGUUUGAUGGUGUGUUGGGUAGAGAAUUCCAAACGAUGAGCCGUCUGUGAGGAGAUGAACACAUGCACACAUGCUGAGGUGCUGCUGAUGGUCUGUCAAACGAACUCGUAGGACUAAUAAGGAAGAAAGACCUGCCGAAACAAAGGAUUAUUGAAAAAGAGAAGCAGGAAAAAAGAAGACUACUAUAGAGAAGGAUGAGGUACAUUGGCAGGGAGGUGGAGGUAGAUGGAGGUGUGAGGUUGGUGAUGGAGAGCGCUCUGUCAGCGAGGGAUCGGGUGGGGGUGCAGGAUUUCCUGCUUCUCGACAACUACACGAGCGAAGCGGCGUUCAUCGAGAACCUGCGCCGGCGUUAUAAAGAGAACCUCAUAUACACGUAUAUCGGCUCUGUCCUGGUGUCGGUGAAUCCAUACAAAGAGCUUGGGAUCUACUCCAAAACAAACAUGGAGCGCUACAGAGGAGUCAGCUUCUACGAGAUUUCACCUCACAUCUUUGGUUUGGCGGAUAACUCGUACCGUGCCCUGAGGACGGCACGUAAGGAUCAGUGUAUCCUGAUCUCGGGAGAGAGCGGGGCUGGAAAAACGGAGGCAUCUAAAAAGAUCCUGCAGUACUACACCACCACCUGCCCCACACGCAACAACACGCACUCCAUCCGAGAGAGGCUGCUGCAGUCCAUCCCUGUGCUGGAGGCUUUUGGGAACGCCAAAACUUUGCGUAAUGACAACUCCAGCCGCUUUGGCAAGUACAUGGAUGUGCAGUUUGACUACAAGGGCGCUCCGAUCGGCGGCCACAUCCUGAACUACCUUCUGGAGAAGUCUCGGGUGGUGCACCAAAACCGCGGAGAGAGAAAUUUCCACAUCUUUUACCAGCUACUGGAGUCAGGGGACGGCUCAUUGCUGAACAGGCUGGGGCUGGACACGACCAACCCACAGAACUACCGCUACCUGGUUAAGGGCAACUGCCCAAGGGUGAGUUCCAUCAACGAUAAGAACAGCUGGAAAGCUGUAAGCAAAGGUUUCGCAGUCAUUGGCUUCAAUGAUGAGGAGGUGGAGGAGUUACUAAAGGUCGUUGCGAGUGUUCUGCAUUUAGGAAACACCUUGUUCGGAGAGGAUGAGUAUGGGGAGACGCACUUCACCACAGAGACUCCGCUCACAUACCUCACAGAGCUGCUGGGUGUGGAAGGGUCAGCUUUGAGUGAAGCUCUUACACACAAGAAGAUUGUUGCCAAAGGAGAGGAGAUGAUCAGCCCGCUGACCCUCGAGCAGGCGCUCUCAGCUCGAGACGCCCUGGCCAAAGCCAUAUAUGGUCGUACUUUUACUUGGCUUGUCCAGAAAAUUAACCAAUCACUGGCCUUCCAGGAUGAAGUGUACUACACCAGCAAAUGCUCCUCGGUUAUCGGGCUGCUGGACAUCUACGGCUUCGAGGUCUUUCAAACCAACAGUUUUGAACAGUUCUGUAUCAAUUACUGCAACGAGAAGCUGCAGCAACUUUUCAUCGAACUCACGCUGAAGAGCGAGCAAGAGGAGUACGAGGCCGAAGGCAUUGGGUGGGAGUCGGUGGAAUACUUCAAUAACAAAAUCAUCUGUGACUUGGUGGAGGAGAAAUUCAAAGGCAUCAUCGCUAUUCUGGAUGAGGAGUGUUUAAGGCCGGGAGAUGCCACUGACAUCACCUUUCUGGAGAAGCUCGAGGACAGGUUGGGAGGCCACGCCCAUUUUGUGACUCAUAAACUGGCCAAUGGGAAGAUUCGUAAGGCUGUAGGGCGGGAGGAGUUUCGCCUGCUGCACUAUGCUGGAGAAGUCAACUACAAUGUGAAUGGAUUCCUGGACAAAAAUAAUGACCUUCUGUACAGGAACCUAAAAGAGGUGAUGUGCCAGUCACAGAAUUCGAUAGUGAAGCAGUGUUUCCAUCCAGAUGAACUGACAGACCAGAGGAGACCAGAGACGGCUGCUACCCAGUUUAAGCUGAGCUUGGCCAAGCUAAUGGAGAUUCUGAUGUCUAAGGAGCCAUCAUACAUCCGCUGCAUCAAACCCAAUGAUUCCAAACAACCAGGAAGGUUUGAGGAGGUGUUGGUCAGACACCAGGUGAAGUACCUGGGCUUGAUGGAGAAUCUGAGAGUAAGAAGAGCUGGAUUUGCAUACAGACGAAGCUUUGAGGCUUUCUUACAGAGGUAUAAGCCUCUGUGUCCAGACACUUGGCCAAACUGGCAGGGAAAACUAUCAGAUGGUGUUUCUACCCUCGUCAAACACCUGGACUACAAACCAGAGGAGUACAAACUGGGCAGGUCCAAAAUCUUCAUUCGUUUCCCAAAAACACUCUUCCGGACCGAGGACGCUCUGGAACUCAAGAAACCAACCAUCGUUAUCAUACUACAGAAGUGCUGGAGAGGCUACAGGGAAUGGGCCAAAUACCAACGCAUCAGACACGCAACGAUCACGAUCCAGUCAUGGUGGAGGGGGGUCAAAGGGCGCAGGAUAGCCAAGCGCCGCAGACAAGCUGCAAACACCAUCCGCACAUUUAUAAAAGGCUUCAUUCUGAGGCACGAGCCUCGUUAUCCUGAUAAUGAGUACUUCCUGGACCACGUGCGCUUCUCAUAUUUGAUGACGAUCAAGCGGAACCUACCAAAGAGUGUUUUGGAUAGGACUUGGCCGGUACCACCACCAUCACUCGAAGAGGCCUCGGUGUACAUUCACCGUCUGUGUAUACGCAACCUGGUGAAUGACUACUGCAGGAAAAUCCACCCUGAAUGGAAGAACCAGUUGGAGCAAAAAGUUGUAGCCAGUGGCAUUUUUAGGGGUCAGAAAGACAACUACCCUCAAAGUGUCCCGAGGCUUUUUGUGGGCACCAGGCUGGAGAGUGAAGAGAUCAAUCUCAAAGUGCGACAAACUCUCGGAAGUGAGAACAAAGUGAAGUAUGGUGUGCCAGUCAUCAAGUAUGAUCGGCAUGGAUUCCGUGCCCGGCCGCGGCAGCUGCUGAUUACCGGUUCUUCUGUGGUUCUUGUUCAGGAGUCCAAACUCAAGCAGCGUAUUGACUACGGUUCACUGCUGGGCAUCUCGGUUAGUUCCCUCAGUGAUGGCUUUUUUGUCCUGCACGUGCCCACUGCUGACAGCAAGCAGAAGGGCGACCUGGUGCUGCAGAGUGACCACGUGAUCGAGGCGGUCACCAAACUGGCCAUCCUGUCGGACAAGAUACACAACGUCAAUGUCAGUCAGGACAGUAUUAGGUUUGCGAUAGCCCGAGGCAAAGAGGGCAUCAUUGAUUUCACCUGUGGGGCGGAGCUACGAGUGGUCAAGGCCAAGAAUGGACACCUGGCAGUGACGGCCCCACGAAUCAACAGCAGCAUAUGAUCACGUGUCGACCAAUCACGGCUCACUAUGAAGACGCGUUCAUCACGGUGGACCAAUCACUCACUGAAGAAGAAUAAUCUGCUUAUGCCAAUCGCUGAAGUGAAAGUUAAGCUUGUGUUUUGUUUGGAUAGCUCAUUCCAAAUGAGCGCCACUCGCACUUUUUUUUUUUUUUUUUGAUUUUCACAGUAAAAGCAUUUAGCAGCCAGGCUUAUGAAAUGAAUUCUGCACCAUUUAUGAUUUAAAAAAAAAAAUUCCAGAUAUUCAUUCAGAUUUUUAAUGUUUUGAAUGAUUCUCUGUGACUUGUGCACGCUUUGGAAAUAUCAUGAAAAUUUAUGAUAUGGGGUUUCGCUUUAAUUAGUUUAAAAGUCUUGCACUUUCGUGUCUUCAGUGCAGCAGAGGAUUAGGCUUAGGAUGUCUGUUCGAUCAUAUUUUGAUUCAGCAAACUACACUACAGUUCACUUCCUGUUUUCAAUUUCCUUCCUCUUUGCUUGCUGGCACCAGAAUCGAGAUCAAAAUGCAGAUCUAAAAUGCGGUAUACAGUUGGCGCCUGAGUGCAUGUGUGUUAAUGCGGAGAUUGCAGGAAGUUCACAAAUUCAUCCAACCGUUUUGCAGCAUCAGCACGUGUCAUGAAAGGUGGUGAAACUUUUAAUUCUGGAAAACGAAAACGGUCACAUUGCUUCAGGUUUCCAUCAACUGACUGAAAAUUGUAUGACGGAGAGAGCGAGCCAAAAAUAAAUGGGCUAAGUGUAAUGACUCAGGAGGGCAACAACACUCGUCAUAAAAUUCACGUUAAGCUAGCAGUCAUACAGUCUUAAUACACAUAAUAACACACAUGUUUACCUCAGCUGCUAAAUGCAGAGCAAAAGACGACAUCUAGCUAAAUCUAUACACGUUUGCCCUUGUAGGGAAAAAGCUGAAUGGGAGAAACAUUAAAAAACAAAAAAGAAUCGAACAAACAAAAAUAACCUUUCAUACAAGUGAAUGCUUAAAAGAAGCAAUUUGUAAGAAAUGGAAACUCUGCAAAUAAAUUCCAAAAAUGCCAAAAA